This is a messenger RNA of Verticillium nonalfalfae, 3234 nucleotides long. RefSeq lists its product as uncharacterized. Lineage: Eukaryota; Fungi; Ascomycota; Sordariomycetes; Glomerellales; Plectosphaerellaceae. The coding region runs from base 1 to 3234 and encodes 1077 amino acids. Gene Ontology annotation, molecular function: small GTPase binding; nuclear import signal receptor activity. Gene Ontology annotation, cellular component: cytoplasm; nucleus. The record is from RefSeq and is a predicted model, not a curated record. Gene Ontology annotation, biological process: protein import into nucleus. The transcript has 3 exons.
AUGGACAAGGACCAGUUGGCGCAGCUGCUCCAGGCGAGCCAGAUUCCCGACACGGAAAAGGUCAAGGCCGUCACCGCCGAGCUCCAGAAGAACUACUACUCGCAGCCCCAGUCCCUGCUGCUGCUCAUCGAGAUUGCCGUCUCCCACAAUGACGCCGGCAUCCGUCAGCUGGCCUCUGUGCAGGCCCAGCGCAUCACGGCCAAGCACUGGCUGAAGGUCAACGACGACCAGCGGAACGUCGCUCGCAAGCACCUCAUUGAGAGCGCUGUCAGCGACCCUACCACCAACGGUCGCCACUCCAAGUGCCGUCUCCUGGCCCGUGCCAUCAGCAUUGACCUCGACAACAAGGACGCCGCCGGUCAGGCCUGCGUCGAGCAGCUCCUCUCCCUCGUCAGCCAGGAGAGCACAGCCGCUCGCGAGGUUGGCUCCUUCACCCUCUACGCCAUUCUCGACGAGGACCCCACAAACUUCAGCGAGCAGGUACCCCAGCUCCUGAACAUCCUCAAGUCCACCAUUCAGGACCCCGCCAGCGUCGAUGUCCGCCUCAACUCGGUCAAGGCCAUCGGCUCGCUGCUGAUGCUCGUCGACCCCGAGGACGAUGCCGAGAGCCUCGCUGCCAUUCACUUCUUCGUCCAGCCCAUUGUCCAGAUUCUCAAGGACGCCGUGCAGGCCGAGGCCGACGAGCAGUACAAGGUCAUUUUUGAGAUUUUCCAAAACUUCCUCGCCUACGACCCCGCCUUCCUGGCACCCCACCUCAAGGAUCUCAUCCAGUUCAUGAUUGACCUGGCCGCCAACACCAACGCGGAGGAUGAGGCCCGUUCGCAGGCUCUGUCCUUCCUCGGCCAGUGUGCUCGCUACCGCCGCAUGAAGAUUCAGGCCAUGAAGGACAUGGGUGCCCAGCUCAUGGUCAAGAGCAUGCAGAUCCUCACCGAGGUCGAGGACGAGGCCGACCCCGAUGACACGUCGCCCGCCAAGACUGCUCUCUCCCUGAUCGACCAGCUCGCGAGCGACCUGCCCCCUCGCCAGGUCAUCGUCCCCCUGCUCGAGACGUUCCCCCAGUACGCGCAGCACCAGGACCCCGGCCACCGCAAGGCCGCCAUCCUCGCUCUCGGCACGGCCGCCGAGGGUGCCCCCGACUUCAUUGCCACCCAGCUCAAGACUCUCCUGCCCAUGAUCGUCAAGCUCCUCAACGACCACGAUGACAGCGUGCGCUACGCUGCCCUCAUUGGUCUCAUCCACCUCGCCGACGAGAUGGCUGAUGAGCUCGCCUCUGGUCACGAGGACCUCAUUGCCGCUCUCCUGAAGAACCUCGAGGCUGCCUCGCAGGAGUCGAGCAAGAAGAACGUCGGUGUCAUCCGCUCCGUCUGCAGCGCCCUCGACUCGCUCGUCGGCGAGGGUCUCGAGGCCGACCUCAUGAAGGUGUACGGCCCCAAGCUCAUCGUGCCCAUGGGCAAGCUCCUCAACCACGAGGACUCGGGCGUCAAGGCUGCCGCCGCUGGCGCCAUUGGCGCCAUCGCCUUCUCCAUGGGUGGUGAGGCCUUCAAGCCUUACUUCAAGGACGUCAUGAGCGCUCUCGGCCAGUACGUCACCGUCACUGGUGAUGAUGACACCCUCGCUCUGCGCUCCUCCGUCUGCGACUCCAUGGGCCGCAUCGCCGGCGCCGUCGGCCCCGAGGCUUUCCAGCCCUACGUCGUCGACCUCAUGAAGGCCAGCGAGGAGGCACUGUCCCUGGACAGCGCCCGCCUCAAGGAGACUAGCUUUAUCCUUUGGGCCUCGCUCUCCAAGGUCUACGGUGCUGACUUUGCCCACUUCCUGCCCGGCGUCUUCAAGGGCCUCUUUGAGUGCCUCGAGUCUGAGGAGGAGGAGCUUGAGAUCCCCGGCCUCAACGCCGACGACGCUCCCGAUGGUGUCAUUUCCGUCGGUGGCCGCCGCAUCAAGGUCAAGCCUACCGAGGACGAGAUUGACCAGGCCAUUGCUGAGGAGGGUGAGGAUGACGAGGACUGGCUCGAUGACCUCGCCGGUGUAACCGCCAUCGACAUGGAGCAGGAGAUCGCUCUCGAGGUGUUCGGUGACGUCGUCACCCACUCGUGCGAUCUCGCCGCCGUCAGGCAAUACCUCGAGCCCGCCAUGGAGAAGAUCCUUCCCCUCGUGGAGAGCGCUUAUGACGGCAGCCGCAAGGCCGCCCUCUCCACUCUGUGGCGCUCGUACGCCCGCGUCUGGCAGCUGUUCGAGGACCAGUCCGGCCAGAAGUGGCAGCCUGGUAUUCCCCUGAAGCAGACCCCUGAUGCCUCGCUCACCGCCCUUGGCGAGCUUGUCACCAAGGCCACUCUCAUGCUCUGGGCCGACGACAACGAACGUGACGUCGUCACCGAGAUCAACCGCAACGUUGGUGCCACCCUCAAGGCCUGCGGUCCCGCCAUCUUGACCCAGGAGGACAUGCUCCCCCAGACCGUCACUGUCCUCAGCACUCUCAUCACCCGCUCGCACCCUUGCCAGCAGGAUCUUGGUGACGAGGAGGAGGAGCAGGACGCCGAGGGCGGCUCGUCCGAGUUUGACUGGCUCGUUAUUGACACGGCCCUCGACGUCGUGCUGGGCCUCGCCACGGCCCUCGGCCCCGACUUUGGCGAGCUCUGGAAGGUCUUUGAGAAGCCGGUCCUCAAGUUCGCCAGCUCCCAGGAGUCCCUCGAGCGCUCGACCGCCGUCGGUGUCAUUGCCGAGGCCAUCAAGUUCAUGGGUGGCGCCGUCACCGAGUUCACCGGCUCGCUGCUCCCCGUGCUCUUCCACCGCCUCUCCGACGAGGACUCGCUCACCAAGUCCAACGCCGCCUACGCCAUUGGCCAGCUCAUCCUCAACUCGACCGACACCAACACGACCUUCCCUCGCUACGCCGACAUUCUGCGCAAGCUCGAGCCCCUUCUGCAGGUCCAGGAGUCGCGCAUCACCGACAACGUCUCCGGCUGCAUCUGCCGCAUGAUCAGCGCCAACCCGCAGCCCGCCCUCGUUGAGAAGGUGCUGCCCGCCGUCCUCGACGUGCUCCCCCUGAAGGAGGACUACGAGGAGAACGAGCCCAUCUACCAGGCCAUCUUCAAGCUCUACGACCAGCAGAACCCUGCCGUCCAGCAGCUGACGCCCAAGAUUCUGCCCAUCCUCCAGCAGGUCCUCAGCCCGCCCGAGGAGCAGCUCGAGCCCGAGACGCGCGCUCUCGUGCAGAAGCUCGUCCAGGCCCUGUCCUAG